Molecule: messenger RNA, 2555 nt
Organism: Somion occarium
Lineage: Eukaryota; Fungi; Basidiomycota; Agaricomycetes; Polyporales; Cerrenaceae
Source: the annotation of a GenBank genome assembly
GCUCUGAAGAACAGCCAAGAGUUAGGGGCUCAUGAACGGUAGCUUUAGAGGUGAUAUCAACCAGGUGCACCUUGCAAGGCCAGCCUAUCCCAGGCUAGGGAAGACGCAACCAUUCUGAACAUGUCCAUUCUCAUGAUACCCCCUUGUAGCUCCCCUCUAUCAUCCACAUCAUAUCGCGUCCAGUCACGAAGACACGCUUAAACAGACCAUUCCCAUCUUGUCAGAAUGCGGUGUUUCGAGAACGGCUCCAGUGGAUACGCGGUUCUCACUACGCGACAUCCUCGGACCCCGUACAAGGAUAUAAAACCCCUCUCUUUUGUGGAGCAGGUUGUCCAAGGGAUUCAUCUCUAAGAGGCCUUGCACUACCUAAAUCUUACCGCUUCAUCAGUCAAUCAUCUAACUCAUUUCCUCAUGGUUCAUCCUCAGGAAGUCGACGUUAUUGUCGUUGGAGGAGGCCCUGCAGGAUGUGUCGUGGCGGGCAGAUUGGCCUAUGCCGACCCUAAUCUUCAGGUGAUGCUUAUCGAAGGUGGUGCGAAUAAUCGUGACGACCCGUGGGUCUAUCGUCCCGGCAUAUUUGUCCGUAAUAUGCAGAAAGAUGGGGUCAACGACAAAGCGACUUUCUACACAGAUAGCAUGGAAUCGUCUUAUCUUCGCGGAAGGCGAAGCAUUGUUCCUUGUGCAAAUAUCCUAGGUGGUGGAAGCAGCAUAAACUUCCAGAUGUAUACCCGUGCUUCGGCUUCUGACUGGGAUGACUUCAAGACUGAAGGCUGGACUUGCAAAGACUUGCUGCCACUCAUGAAGCGACUAGAGAACUACCAGAAACCCUGUAAUAACGAUUCUCAUGGAUACGACGGUCCUAUUGCCAUCAGUAAUGGUGGACAGAUCACCCCCGUUGCCCAAGAUUUCCUGAGAGCUGCCCACGCCAUCGGUAUCCCAUAUAGCGAUGAUAUCCAAGACCUUACCACGAGUCACGGUGCUGAAAUUUGGGCUAAGUACAUUAACCGUGAGACAGGCAGACGUAGUGAUGCAGCGACUGCAUACGUCCACAGUGUUAUGGAUGUCCAGAACAACCUUUUCUUGCGCUGUAAUGCGCGAGGAUCCCGUGUUCUCUUUGACGCAAACAACAAGGCAAUAGGUGUUGCAUAUGUUCCCUCGCGUAAUCGCGCCAAUGGCGGGCAAGUCCAGGAGACUAUUGUCAUGGCUCGAAAAAUGGUUGUACUGAGCUCGGGUACUUUGGGGACACCUCAGAUUCUCGAACGAUCAGGUGUCGGUAACGCUGAGCUGCUCAAUCAACUCGGUAUCAAGGUUGUCAGCGAGCUUCCGGGUGUUGGUGAACAAUAUCAAGACCACUAUACUACUCUUACGCUCUUCCGCGUCUCGAACGAGACCAGUACUACCGAUGAGUUCCUCCGGGGAGUCAAGGAAGUUCAGGAUGAGCUCUUCCGCGAAUGGGAAGCUACUCCCGAGAAAGCUCGUCUCUCAUCCAAUUUCAUCGAUGCCGGCUUUAAGAUUCGACCUACCGAAGCUGAGUUGAAGGAGAUGGGCCCCGAGUUCAACGAGUUAUGGGACAGGUAUUUCAAGGAUAAACCCGAUAAACCCGUCAUGUUCAACUCGAUCGUGGCUGGUGCCUACGCAGACCACACCUUGCUGCCUCCCGGCAAGUAUAUCACAAUGUUCCAAUACCUCGAGUACCCAGCUUCUCGUGGCAAGAUUCAUAUCAAGUCUACCAACCCUUACGUCGAGCCCUUCUUCGACAGCGGUUUCAUGAACAACAAGGCUGACUUCGCGCCUAUCCGUUGGAGUUACAAGAAGACCCGUGAGGUCGCUCGUCGUAUGGAUGCGUUCCGUGGCGAGCUUACUUCUCAUCACCCUCACUUCCACCCGGCUUCUCCUGCUGCUGUGAGAGAUAUCGAUAUCAGGACGGCGAAGGAGAUCUACCCCAACGGCCUUACUGUGGGCAUUCACAUGGGUACCUGGCACAGGCCAGGCGAACCAUACGAUGCUGCCAAGGUACACGAAGAUAUCAAGUACACCGAGGAAGAUGACAAGGCUAUCGAUGAUUGGGUCGCUGACCACGUCGAGACGACCUGGCAUUCACUCGGAACCUGUGCCAUGAAACCAAGAGAACAGGGUGGCGUUCUCGACGAGCGUCUCAAUGUUUAUGGUACCCAGAACCUCAAGGUUGUGGACUUAAGUAUCUGCCCAGAUAACCUCGGAACGAACACCUACUCCUCCGCACUAUUAGUCGGCGAGAAGGGUGCCGACUUGAUCGCAGAGGACCUUGGCCUCAAAAUCAAGACUCCCCAUGCACCCGUCCCUCAUGCACCCGUUCCCACAGGCAUGCCUUCCACUCAGAGCUUCCAUCGUCAUUAAGCUAUCUUCAUUUUCUCGAUGUUGAAGGCGUUCUUGGCGCGAUUUGUCUCGUCGAGCGCGCAUUGUUUUGUUGUAUCAUAUUCCCCUGUCCUGUUGUACGAAUACUUCCCGAGGUGUAGCAUCAGUGUACUUUUAUUUGUACUUUAGCUCGAUUUGAACAUCGAAAUCCCGAAUCGUCUGGA